CGUAUCACACACACCCACGUCCGUACACAUCAACCAGACCCAUUUUGCAACGGCAAAGCUGCUGGCCUCCCCGGCCUGGUGUCAUCACAAGCCCAACUGUGUCGGAGCAACCUGGAGCUCAUGCAGACCAUCAUCGCUGCAGCCCGCGAGGUCAAGAAGACCUGCCAGAAGACCUUCGCUGACAUGCGUUGGAACUGUUCCUCUAUUGAUAUCCCCAGUGACUCCUUGAGGUAUCGUCCGGACCUUGACAGAGGUAGGCCUACUAGUCACAAUCUAGGGGAGACGGGUUGGUUAUCACACAUUUUACUCUUGUGUGUAUUUCUCAGCACCAGUAUAUCUUACAAGCCUUUUCAAUAUUAGGAGAAAGACCAAGGUCUUGGGUUGAAAUGGGGACCCUCAUAUCUUAUUCCAACAUGGAGUUAUACGCCUUCAAACACACUAUGUCCACUUGUGACAACCAGCCCUAUCGCGGGAUUGGAUGUCACACAGUACGUUGUUGGUUGUCACAAUGUUUGCUAGUAGCUUAUUCGUUUGUAACAGGAAAUGAAGCAAUAUAGCAUACAGAGUCUUAGAAAUAGCCUUUCUUUGAUCGAAAGAUAUUCCUAAUAAAUUCAACAUUUUAUGCUGUGAGAAAAACAUGUGACAUUUUGAGUAAAUGUGUGUGUAUGUGUGUGUUUGCACAAGCAUGUGUGCGUGUGUGGGUGUGUGACGGAAUAAAUAUGUGUGUGAGAGAGCGGCAACGAAGGGAGCUUUUUAUAGCACAAGCACAAAAGAGCUUGGGAUUUAUUAUAAUGGAGUUGAGUGACAACCAACCCUAAUGCUAAUAAAGAUGCUAGUUACCAUAUGGUUGGACCUAAGAUCUCAGAAAAUAGGUUUGAAAUAUAGCUCUCCCUUUCCUCUUUUCAACAAACAUAAUUGUUCAUGGAUACUCUCAUAAUUAAAACAAAAAAGUAAAGAAAAUCCCCCCUCACCUAUGAAAAACACAAAUUCCCCUCACCUCAAUGUUUGUCAUGCUGACAUGAAUUGACCAGGUGGAUAAGUUAUUUUAAAGAAUUCACACAUGUUAACCUUACAAAUAUUAAACACAGUGCUAUUUAAAUUGGGAGUAAUAACAACCAACCCAAGAUUCUCUCUGGUGUUUACAGAACAUUGGUGCUGUGACAUUAGGAUAGAGUGGCUUGCGAAACUAUUCACCCCCCUUGGCAUUUUUCCUAUUUUGUUGCCUUACAACCUGGAAUUAAAAUGGAUUUUUGGGGGGGGGUUGCAUCAUUUGAUUUACACAACAUGCCUACCACUUUGAAGAUGCAAAAUAAUUUUUGGGGUUGAAACAAACAAGAAAUAAGACAAAAAAACAGAAACCUUGAGCGUACAUAACUAUUCACCCCCCCCAAAGUCAAUACUUUGUAAAGCCACCUUUUGCAGCAAUUACAGCUGCAUGUCUCUUGGGGUAUGUCUCUAUAAGCUUGGCACAUCUAGCCACUGGGAUUUUUGCCCAUUCUUCAAGGCAAAACUGCUCCCGCUCCUUCAAGUUGGAUGGGUUCCGCUGGUGUACAGCAAUCUUUAAGUCAUACCACAGAUUCUCAAUUGGAUUGAGGUCUGGGCUUUGACUAGGCCAUUCCAAGACAUUUAAAUGUUUCCCAUUAAACCACUCAAGUGUUGCUUUAGCAGUAUGCGUAAGGUCAUUGUCCUGCUGGAAGGUGAACCUCCGUCCCAGUCUCAAAUCUCUGGAAGACUGAAAAAGGUUUCCCUCAAGAAUUUCCCUGGAUUUAGCGCCAUCCAUCAUUCCUUCAAUUCUGACCAGUUUCCCAGUCCCUGCCGAAGAAAAACAUCCCCAAAGCAUGAUGCUGACACCACCAUGCUUCACUGUGGGGAUGGUGUUCUCUGGGUGAUGAGAGGUGCUGGGUUUGCGCCAGACAUAGCGUUUUCCUUGAUGGCCAAAAAGCUCAAUUUUAGUCUCAUCUGACCAGAGUACCUUCUUCCAUACGUUUGGGGAGUCUCCCACAUGCCUUUUUGUCGAACACCAAACGUGUUUGCUUCUUUUUUUCUUUAAGCAAUGGCUUUUUUCUGGCCACUCUUCCGUAAAACCCAGCUCUGUGGAGUGUACGGCUUAAAGUGGUCCUAUGGACAGAUACUCCAAUCUCCGCUGUGGAGCAUUGCAGCUCCUUCAGGGUUAUCUUUGGUUUCUUUGUUGCCUCUCUGAUUAAUGCCCUCCUUGCCUGGUCCGUGAGUUUUGGUGGGCGACCCUCUCUUGGCUGGUUUGUUGUGGUGCCAUAUUCUAUCAAUCUUUUAAUAAUGGAUUUAAUGGUGCUCUGUGGGAUGUUCAAAGUUUCAGAUGUUUUUUAAUAACCCAACCCUGAUCUGUACUUCUCCACAACUUUGUCCCUGACCUGUUUGGAGAGCUCCUUGGUCUUCAUGGUGCCGCUUGCUUGGUGGUGCCCCUUGCUUAGUAGUGUUGCAGACUCUGGGGCCUUUCAUAACAGGUAUAUACAGUGGGGAGAACAAGUAUUUGAUACACUGCCGAUUUUGCAGGUUUUCCUACUUACAAAGCAUGUAGAGGUCUGUAAUUUUUUAUCAUAGGUACACUUCAACUGUGAGAGACGGAAUCUAAAACAAAAAUCCUGAAAAUCACAUUGUAUGAUUUUUAAAUAAUUAAUUUGCAUUUUAUUGCAUGACAUAAGUAUUUGAUACAUCAGAAAAGCAGAACAUAAUAUUUGGUACAGAAACCUUUGAUUGCAAUUACAGAGAUCAUACGUUUCCUGUAGGUCUUGACCAGGUUUGCAGACACUGCAGCAGGGAUUUUGGCCCACUCCUCCAUACAGGCCUUCUCCAGAUCCUUCAGGUUUCGGGGCUGUCGCUGGGCAAUACGGACUUUCAGCUCCCUCCAAAGAUUUUCUAUUGGGUUCAGGUCUGGAGACUGGCUAGGCCACUCCAGGACCUUGAGAUGCUUCUUACGGAGCCACUCCUUAGUUGCCCUGGCUGUGUGUUUCGGGUCAUUGUCAUGCUGGAAGACCCAGCCACGAACCAUCUUCAAUGCUCUUACUGAGGGAAGGAGGUUGUUGGCCAAGAUCUCGCGAUACAUGGCCCCAUCCAUCCUCUCCUCAAUACGGUGCAGUCGUCCUGUCCCCUUUGCAGAAAAGCAUCCCCCCAAAGAAUGAUGUUUCCACCUCCAUGCUUCACGGUUGGGAUGGUGUUCUUGGGGUUGUACUCAUCCUUCUUCUUCCUCCAAACACGGCGAGUGGAGUUUAGACCAAAAAGCUCUAUUUCUGUCUCAUCAGACCACAUGACCUUCUCCCAUUCCUCCUCUGGAUCAUCCAGAUGGUCACUGGCAAAUUUCAGACGGGCCUGGACAUGCGCUGGCUUGAGCAGGGGGACCUUGCGUGCGCUGCAGGAUUUUAAUCCAUGACGGCGUAGUGUGUUACUAAUGGUUUUCUUUGAGACUGUGGUCCCAGCUCUCUUCAGGUCAUUGACCAGGUCCUGCCGUGUAGUUCUGGGCUGAUCCCUCACCUUCCUCAUGAUCAUUGAUGCCCCACGAGGUGAGAUCUUGCAUGGAGCCCCAGACCGAGGGUGAUUGACCGUGAUCUUGAACCUCUUCCAUUUUCUAAUAAUUGCGCCAACAGUUGUUGCCUUCUCACCAAGUUGCUUGCCUAUUGUCCUGUAGCCCAUCCCAGCCUUGUGCAGGUCUACAAUUUUAUCCCUGAUGUCCUUACACAGAUCUCUGGUCUUGGCCAUUGUGGAGAGGUUGGAGUCUGUUUGACUGAGUGUGUGGACAGGUGUCUUUUAUACAGGUAACGAGUUCAAACAGGUGCAGUUAAUACAGGUAAUGAGUGGAGAACAGGAGGGCUUCUUAAAGAAAAACUAACAGGUCUGUGAGAGCUGGAAUUCUUACUGGUUGGUAGGUGAUCAAGUACUUACAGUGGGGAAAAAAAGUAUUUAGUCAGCCACCAAUUGUGCAUGUUCUCCCACUUAAAAAGAUGAGAGAGGCCUGUAAUUUUCAUCAUAGGUACACGUCAACUAUGACAGACAAAAUGAGAAAAAAAAAUCCAGAAAAUCACAUUGUAGGAUUUUUUAUGAAUUUAUUUGCAAAUUAUGGUGGAAAAUAAGUAUUUGGUCAAUAACAAAAGUUUCUCAAUACUUUGUUAUAUACCCUUUGUUGGCAAUGACACAGGUCAAACGUUUUCUGUAAGUCUUCACAAGGUUUUCACACACUGUUGCUGGUAUUUUGGCCCAUUCCUCCAUGCAGAUCUCCCCUAGAGCAGUGAUGUUUUGGGGCUGUCGCUGGGCAAUACGGACUUUCAACUCCCUCCAAAUAUUUUCUAUGGGGUUGAGAUCUGUAGACUGGCUAGGCAACUCCAGGACCUUGAAAUGCUUGUUACGAAGCCACUCCUUCGUUGCCCGGGUGAUGUGUUUGGUCAUGCUGAAAGACCCAGCCACAUUUCAUCUUCAAUGCCCUUGCUGAUGGAAGGAGGUUUUGACUCAAAAUCUCACGAUACAUGCCCCAUUCAUUCUUUCUUUUACACGGAUCAGUCGUCCUGGUCCCUUUGCUGAAAAACAGCCCCAAAGCAUGAUAUUUCCACCCCCAUGCUUCACAGUAGGUAUGGUGUUCUUUGGAUGCAACUCAGCAUUCUUUGUCCUCCAAACACGACGAGUUGAGUUUUUACCAAAAAGUUCUAUUUUGGUUUCAUCUGACCAUAUGACAUUCUCCCAAUCCUCUUCUGGAUCAUCCAAAUGCACUCUAGCAAACUUCAGACGGGCCUGGACAUGUACUGGCUUAAGCAGGGGGACACGUCUGGCACUGCAGGAUUUAAGUCCCUGGCAGCGUAGUGUGUUACUGAUGGUAGGCUUUGUUACUUUGGUCCCAGCUCUCUGCAGGUCAUUCACUAGGUCCCCCCGUGUGGUUCUGGGAUUUUUGCUCACCGUUCUUGUGAUCAUUUUGACCCCACGGGGUGAGAUCUUGCGUGGAGCCCCAGAUCGAGGGAGAUUAUCAGUGGUCUUGUAUGUCUUCCAUUUCCUAAUAAUUGCUCCCACAGUUGAUUUCUUCAAACCAAGCUGCUUACCUAUUGCAGAUUCAGUCUUCCCAGCCUGGUGCAGGUCUACAAUUUUGUUUCUCGUGUCCUUUGACAGCUCUUUGGUCUUGGCCAUAGUGGAGUUUGGAGUGUGACUGUUUGAGGUUGUGGACAGGUGUCUUUUAUACUGAUAACAAGUUCAAACAGGUGCCAUUAAUACAGGUAACGAGUGGAGGACAGAGGAGCCUCUUAAAGAAGAAGUUACAGGUCUGUGAGAGCCAGAAAUCUUGCUUGUUUGUAGGUGACCAAAUACUUAUUUUCCACCAUAAUUUGCAAAUAAAUUCAUAAAAAAUCCUACAAUGUGAUUUUCUGGAUUUUUUUUCCUCAAUUUCUCUGUCAUAGUUGACGUGUACCUAUGAUGAAAAUUACAGGCCUCUCUCAUCUUUUUAAGUGGGAGAACUUGCACAAUUGGUGGCUGACUAAAUACUUUUUUCCCCCACUGUAUGUCAUGCAAUAAAAUGCAAAUUAAUUACUUAAAAAUCAUACAAUGUGAUUUUCUGGAUUUUUGUUUUAGAUUCCGUCUCUCACAGUUGAAGUGUACCUAUGAUAAAAAUUACAGACCUCUACAUGCUUUGUAAGUAGGAAAACCUGCAAAAUCGGCAGUGUAUCAAAUACUUGUUCUCCCCACUGUAUAUACUGAGAUCAUGUGACUCUUAGAUUACACACAGGUGGACUUUAUUUAACUAAUUAUGUGACUUCGGAAGGUAAUUGGUUGCACCAGAUCUUAUUUAGGGGCUUCAUAGCAAAGGGGGUGAAUACAUAUGCACGCACCACUUUUCCGUUAUUAAUUUUUUUGAAUUUUUUGAAUCAAGUUAUUUUUUGAAUUUCACUUCACCAAUUUGGAUUAUUUUGUAUAUGUCCAUUACAUGAAAUCCAAAGAAAAAUCCAUUUAAAUUACAGGUUGUAAUGCAACAAAAUAGGAAAAACGCCAAGGGGGAUGAAUACUUUUGCAAGGAACUGUAUUAGGGCCUGCUUAGAGAAAGCAAUUGUAGCAGUAGAGAAUGUAUGAGAAAAAAUGAAUGGCUGAAGUAUUGAUGAUGAUUAUGAGUAUAUGAUGCAUGGAAUGUUAAAGUAUAAGUGUAUGACUGCGUGUAUUCUUAUUUUUAAAUGUAUGUAGUUCUGUCCUUGAGCUGUUCAUGUCUAUUAAUGUUCUGUAUUAUGUCAUGUUUUAUGUUUUGUGUGGACCCCAGGAAGAGUAGCUGCUGCUUUAGCAGUAACUAAUGGGGAUAUUAAUAAAAUGCCAAAUACCAAAACCCAUGAGACAACAAACCACAGUCUCCCCUACUGUUUAUGGUGGUUAAAACUAGGAGGAGAAUAAGGGGGAAAAACUCUAGCACACUGCAGUAAACUACAUGAAGAUCGAUUGAUUGAAAUGGUGGUGUAAGAUCCAUUGUGCUAGGUGUGCAACCUAUACGUUUUUUUCAAUAGAUCACUAGGAGUGAUCAUCUCAGACCAAAUUAUCAGCACAGUAGAAACUCUGUGUCCUUGGUGGGAUUCAAAAAGCUAAUCCAAGUGUUGCAGGAGAUCAUUUACAAGAGAGAGUUUAAAGCCUUAAUCAUCGUCCUUGGUGGUCUUUUGUGCUCUGAGGGCAGAGCAGACUGUGCCAAGCAAAGGCUACCCUUCUUCUUUGUGUCGCCUUGAAAGAAAGAAAAUUGUCCUCUAUCACCCUAGCCACCCACCUCCCUAAUAUCCGUGCUACAAAGUCCUUCUCUUUAUGUUACAAGUACUUGGUGUGGUUUUCUUCAUAUCUUAACAGUGCCUUGACUCACUUUUGUGGCACAAUAUAUUCCAUUCUUCAUGUGAGAGAUAGUAUUGAGUUUGACAGUGACUAUUAGAAGUGAUCUAGACAUCUUUUUUGUGGCAUCUCAUCCUUCUCAGUUUUAAAUUCCUUUUACGUGAUACAUUACCUACACGCAUCUGGUUUUCUAUAGUAAUGCAAGAUGUUAAAUAUUAUCAGCGAACUCAACUGAACAUACGUCUUAUGAAUAGGCAGGCUCUUAGUUGCUCCCUCCAGUACAAAGCAUUAGUAAUGUAUACAGUACGUGCCUACAGAUUUUGCUCGAUCAUCGUCUCAUUAUAUGCACACUCCUUUCAAUGACUUGUCUGAGAGUCUUUCCGUGUUCUGGACUUCUACUUUGAUGGGUUUAUUUCCAUUGCCAAAAGGAUCUUUGCUGAGCCAGACAGAGCCAAUGUUAGUUCCAGUUUUACUGAGUUUGGGUGAAGAUAUACAGUGGGGAGAACAAGUAUUUGAUACACUGCCGAUUUUGCAGGUUUUCCUACUUACAAAGCAUGUAGAGGUCUGUAAUUUUUAUCAUAGGUACACUUCAACUGUGAGAGACGGAAUCUAAAACAAAAAUCCAGAAAAUCACAUUGUAUGAUUUUUAAGUAAUUCAUUUGCAUUUUAUUGCAUGACAUAAGUAUUUGAUCACCUACCAACCAGUAAGAAUUCCAGCUCUCACAGACCUGUUAGUUUUUCUUUAAGAAGCCCUCCUGUUCUCCACUCAUUACCUGUAUUAACUACACCUGUUUGAACUCGUUACCUGUAUAAAAGACACCUGCCACACACUCAAUCAAACAGACUCCAACCUCUCCACAAUGGCCAAGACCAGAGAGCUGUGUAAGGACAUCAGGGAUAAAAUUGUAGACCUGCACAAGGCUGGGAUGGGCUACAGGACAAUAGGCAAGCAGCUUGGUGAGAAGGCAACAACUGUUGGCGCAAUUAUUAGAAAAUGGAAGAAGUUCAAGAUGACGGUCAAUCACCCUCGGUCUGGGGCUCCAUGCAAGAUCUCACCUCGUGGGGCAUCAAUGAUCAUGAGGAAGGUGAGGGAUCAGCCCAGAACUACGGCAGAACCUGGUCAAUGACCUGAAGAGAGCUGGGACCACAGUCUCAAAGAAAACCAUUAGUAACACACUAUGCCGUCAUGGAUUAAAAUCCUGCAGCGCACGCAUGGUCCCCCUGCUCAAGCCAACGCAUGUCCAGGCCCGUCUGAAAUUUGCCAGUGACCAUCUGGAUGAUCCAGAGGAGGAAUGGGAGAAGGUCAUGUGGUUUGAUGAGACAAAAAUAGAGCUUUUUGGUCUAAACUCCACUCGCCGUGUUUGGAGGAAGAAGAAGGAUGAGUACAACCCCAAGAAUAGCAUCCCAACCAUGAAGCAUGGAGGUGGAAACAUCAUUCUUUGGGGAUGCUUUUCUGCAAAGGGGACAGGACGACUGCACCGUAUUGAGGGGAGGAUGGAUGGGGCCAUGUAUCGCGAGAUCUUGGCCAACAACCUCCUUCCCUCAGUAAGAGCAUUGAAGAUGGGUCGUGGCUGGGUCUUCCAGCAUGACAACGACCCGAAACACACAGCCAGGGCAACUAAGGAGUGGCUCCGUAAGAAGCAUCUCAAGGUCCUGGAGUGGCCUAGCCAGUCUCCAGACCUGAACCCAAUAGAAAAUCUUUGGAGUGAGCUGAAAGUCCGUAUUGCCCAGCGACAGCCCCAAAACCUGAAGGACCUGAAGUUCUGCUUUUCUGAUGUAUCAAAUACUUAUGUCAUGCAAUAACAUGCCAAUUAAUUACUUAAAAAUCAUACAACGUGAUUUUCUGGAUUUUUGUUUUAGAUUCCGUCUCUCACGGUUGAAGUGUACCUAUGAUAAAGAUUGCAGACCUCUACAUGCUUUGUAAGUAGGAAAACCUGCAAAAUCGGCAGUGUAUCAAAUACUUGUUCUCCCCACUGUAUAUAUAUAUAUUAAAAAAACACAACAAAGAGCUGGCUCCUAAUCAAAGGUUUAAGGAGAUAGCUCCACGAUGAUACGACUCAGGAAAAGACAAGCUCCAUCUGUCAACUGUUAGACCAGUCUUAAGAAGCCCCUGGCCGACUAUAGACUAGUGGUCUUCUUCAUACAGGGAUGUUUUUGUGGUCUGGCUGGUUCUUCCUGUCUCCUACCUCCAUCGUCCAGCAUUGACAUAUCUGCCCUCUGUGUGUACACACUUCAUCACCUAUAUUACAUCCAUAUGAUCCACUCCGGCUGUAUAACCAUAUCUGUCUAGUGACUCUCUCAUGUUACCCUUACUGAGGUUUCACUUGGAAAACUGUUCGAUGAUACAAUAGAUAAAGGUUAGAUGAAUGGAAAACAAAAAUUAUACUCACUGAUGUCUUUUCCCUCACUCAAAAGGCCUUGUCUUGUUCCCAACAGGCACGAGGGAGUCAGCAUUCGUGUAUGCCCUGUCUGCGGCGGCCAUCAGCCACACCAUAGCGCAGGCGUGCACGUCGGGGGACCUGCGGCUGUGUUCGUGUGGCCCCAUCCCCGGGGAGAUCCCUGAGCCGGGCUACCGCUGGGGUGGCUGUGCAGACAACCUGCACUACGGCCUGGUCAUGGGCUCCAAGUUCUCUGACGCCCCCAUGAAGAUGAAGAAGGCAGGCUCCCACGCCAACAAGCUGAUGCACCUGCACAACAGUGAAGUGGGGAGACAGGUACAAAGUCAUCUUAUUAUCACAGAUCACUGAUGACUUACUGUUCAUUCUAUGUAGUAGUAUUCAGAGGUGGGACCAAGUCACUAUUAUUCGAGUCACAAGCAAGUCUCAAGUCACAAGGUCCGAGUCUCAAGUCGAGUCCCAAGUAGAACGAGCCGAGUCUCGAGUCAAAUCUAAGUUUUUUCAAGUCAAGUCUCAAGUCAAGUUUUUAAAAAAAUCUAUACAUGCAAUGACUGUUUAUUGAGGCUUCCAGAUAGCCCUUUUCAUUAUUUUGUCUAUAACACAUUUAGAUUAUUUUAUAAUAUAUUUUUGCAACUAAUUCCAAAUGUAUACAUUUCAAGCAGUUUUGACACACCAAAAUACCAGUAGCUAGGCCUAUGCUAGUAAUUGUUGAUUGAUGCCCCAUUGCUGGUGAGCUUGCAAAGUAAAAAGUUAAUAUUCUUGAUCACCAAACAAAUUAUGGAGCUAGAUAUUUAUUUAUGGUAAUCCUCUCUCCCUAGCUAGCUCAGUGGUUCUCAAACUUUUUGACCCAAAAGCCCCAAAAAGAAGUGGUUGAAAGCUUGCGACCCACACACACACACACAUGCCUGAUGCACAUACAGUGAGGUAAAAAAGUAUUUGAUCCCCUGCUGAUUUUGUAUGUUUGCCCACUGACAAAGACAUGAUCAGUCUAUAAUUUUAAUGGUAGGUUUAUUUGAACAGUGAGAGACAUAAUAACAACAAAAUAAUCCAGAAAAAUGCAUGUCAAAAAAGUAUUUGACCCCCUCUCAAUCAGAAAGAUUUCUGGCUCCCAGGUGUCUUUUAUACAGGUAACGAGCUGAGAUUAGGAGCACACUCUUAAAGGGAGUUCUCCUAAUCUCAGUUUGUUACCUGUAUAAAAGACACCUGUCCACAGAAGCAAUCAAUCAAUCAGAUUCCAAACUCUCCACAAUGGCCAAGACCCAAGAUAUCUCCAAGGAUGUCAGGGACAAGAUUGUAGACCUACACAAGGCUGGAAUGGGCUACAAGACCAUCGCCAAGCAGCUUGGUGAGAAGGUGACAACAGUUGGUGCGAUUAUUCGCAAAUGGAAGAAACACAAAAUAACUGUCAAUCUCCCUCGGCCUGGGGCUCCAUGCAAGAUCUCACCUCGUGGAGUUGCAAUGAUCAUGAGAACGGUGAGGAAUCAGCCCAGAACUACACGGGAGGAUCUUGUCAAUGAUCUCAAGGCAGCUGGGACCAUUGUCACCAAGAAAACAAUUGGUAACACACUAUGCCGUGAAGGACUGAAAUCCUGCAGCGCCUGCAAGGUCCCCCUGCUCAAGAAAGCACAUAUACAGGCCCGUCUGAAGUUUGCCAAUUAACAUCUGAAUGAUUCAGAGGAGAACUGGGUGAAAGUGUUGUGGUCAGAUGAGACCAAAAUGGAGCUCUUUGCCAUCAACUCAACUCGCCGUGUUUGGAGGAGGAGGAAUGCUGCCUAUGACCCCAAGAAUACCAUCCCCACCGUCAAACAUGGAGGUGGAAACAUUAUGCUUUGGGGGUGUUUUUCUGCUAAGGGGACAGGACAACUUCACCCCAUCAAAGGGACGAUGGACGGGGCCAUGUACCGUCAAAUGUUGCGUGAGAACCUCCUUCCCUCAGCCAGGGCAUUAAAAAUGGGUCGUGGAUGGGUAUUCCAGCAUGACAAUGACCCAAAACACACGGCCAAGGCAACAAAGGAGUGGCUCAAGAAGAAGCACAUUAAGGUCCUGGAGUGGCCUAGCCAGUCUCCAGACCUUAAUCCCAUAGAAAAUCUGUGGAGGGAACUGAAGGUUCGAGUUGCCAAACGUCAGCCUCGAAACCUUAAUGACUUGGAAAAGAUCUGCAAAGAGGAGUGGGACAAAAUCCCUCCUGAGAUGUGUGCAAACCUGGUGGCCAACUACAAGAAACGUCUGACCUCUGUGAUUGCCAACAAGGGUUUUGCCACCAAGUACUAAGUCAUGUUUUGCAGAGGUGUCAAAUACGUAUUUCCCUCAUUAUAAUGCAAAUACAUUUAUAACAUUUUUGACAUGCAUUUUUCUGGAUUUUUUUGUUGUUAUUCUGUCUCUCACUGUUCAAAUAAACCUACCAUUAAAAUUAUAGACUGAUCAUGUCUUUGUCAGUGAGCAAACGUACAAAAUCAGCAGGGGAUCAAAUACUUUUUUCGCUCACUGUACGCUAACACGCGCACACAAUCGCUGCGCAAAUGUAGCCUGUCAUUACAGCCAUUACAGCCAUUCCUGUUAGCAGCCAAUAACAACUAGGGAUAUCAUGUCACUUCUUUGAGUCCAGAGCAAGCAAAAACAUACGGCCGACCUGUAUGCAGCGGAGGUUGCAGGAUCGACUGGAAAGCAUUGUCUGUCUGCACAGCACGCUUAGCACUAUCACUUUGGAGGGUCGCCUGCCUGCCGAAUGCUCGUUGCCAACUGAACUGGGUAGCCCUUUUCUUCCUCACAAAUACCGUAAUUAAUUCACCAGAAUAUGUUACAUUUUCAUCCCAUAAUAUUGAAGGCAGUGCAAUGUUACAGCUAUCCUUAGACAUGAUAUAGCCAGUAGCCACCCAAACUAGGCCUAUCUGAAAUAUGAAAUUAUCAAUGAAAUCGCCAGGUAGCCUAUUGUUCUGGCAAAGAUGCCUCCGUAGUUGAUUUCUAAACUGUAUAUUAUAUGGAUAAAUAAUAUAAAUGUAGGCCCACUCAGUUUUUGCAAAACUGGAGAAAAUAAUGCAGGUGCUUUCUGGUCACUAAUCUCUGGAUAUACUUGCUCGUCUUUACGUGCCAAUGCUGAUGACUGGUCAUUGGUCAACAAUCAAGACCUGCAACUUUUUGGUUCUGAAGCACAGAUUAGAUGUUUUUGAGACAAUAAUUUGGUAUAAUACCGUAGGGUAGGCCUAUAUUAGAAACCAGAUCAAGUAGGCAAAGGUAUAUACACUAUAUAUAAAAUACAAAUGGUAGGCUAUAUGUAGCCUAUUAAAAUAUGUAUGAAGAAUAUGUAUUUUUCCCAUUCAGUUUCAUACUCGCGACCCCCCAAAACGUGGAGAGUAAUCCACAGAGACUCUGUGCCACACAAUGAGUGAAAACAUUUUACAAAACCUAGCCAGAUAAUUUCAAGGCAUCAGUCUCAAGUCAACGUCGGGUCACGAGUCUUGAGGCUAGUAGUAGUAGUAGUAGUCGCAGUAGGAGUAGCAGUAGUAGUUUGGCUUGAAAGAUGGAUAUAUGGAUGACUAUUUGGGCAUACAGUGCAUUCUGAAAGUAUUCAGACCCCUUUACUUUUUCCACAUUUUGUUACGUUACAGCCUUAUUCUAAAAUUGAUUAAAUUGUUUUUUCCCCUCAUCAAUCUACACACAAUACCCCAUCAUGACAAAGCAAAAACAGAUUUUUUUGAAUUUGUGCAAAUGUAUUAAAAAUAGAAUACAUACAGUAAGUAUUCCGACCCUUUACUCAGUACUUUGUUGAAGCACCUUUGGCAGCGAUUACAGCCUCGAGUCUGCUUGGGUAUGACGCUACAAGCUUGGCACACUUGUAUUUGGGGAGUUUCUCCUAUUCUUCUCUGCAGAUCCUCUCAAGCUCUGUCAGGUUGGAUGGGGAACGUCGCUGCACACCUAUUUUCAGGGCUCUCCAGAGAUGUUCGAUCGGGUUCAAGUCCUAGCUCUGGCUGGGCCACUCAAGGACAUUCAGAGACUUGUCUUCCUGUUGGAAGGUGAACCUUCGCCCCAGUCUGAGGUCCUGAGCGCACUGGAGCAGGUUUUCAUCAAGGAUCUCUCUGUACUUUGCUCCGUUCAUCUUUCCCUCGAUCCUGACUAGUCCCCCAGUCCCUGCUGCAAAACAUCCCCACAGCAUGAUGCUGCCACUACCAUGCUUCACCCUAGGGAUGGUGCCAGGUUUCCUCCAGAUGUGACGCUUGGCAUUCAGGCCAAAGAGUUCAAUCUUGGUUUCAUCAGACCAGAGAAUCUUGUUUCUCAUGGUCUGAGAGUCCUGUAUGUGUCUUUUGGCAAACUCCAAGCGCGCUGUCAUGUGCCUUUUACUGAGGAGUGGCUUCCGUAUGGCCACUCUACCAUAAAGGCCUGAUUGGUGGAGUGCUGCAGAGUGGUUUGUCCUUCUGGAAGGUUCUCCCAUCUCCACAGAGGAACUCUGGAGCUCUGUCAGAGUGACCAUCGGGUUCUUGGUCACCUCCCUGACAAAAGCCCUUCUCCCCCGAUUGCUCAGUUUGGCCAGGCGGCCAGCUCUAGGAAGAGUCUUUGUGCUUCCAAACUUCUUCCAUUUAAGAAUGAUGGAGGCCACUGUGUUUUUGGGGACCUUCAAUUCUGCAGAAAUAUUUUGGUACCCUUCCCCAGAUCUGUGCCUCGACACAAUCUUGUCUCGGAGCUCUACGGCCAAUUCCUUUGACCUCAUGGCUUGGUUUUUGCUCUGACAUGCCCUGUCAACUGUGGGACCUUAUACAGACAGGUGUGUGCCUUUCCAAAUCAUGUCCAAUCAAUUGAAUUUACCACAGGGGUAUUGUGUGUAGAUUGCUGAGAUUUUUUAAUUUUUUUAAUCAAUUUUAGAAUAAGGCUGUAAUGUAACAAAAUAUGGAAAAAGUAAAGGGGUCUGAAUACUUUCCGAAUGCUGUAUAUAGCUCUUGUCAGGGCCUAUUACUGUAAAUCAAUCCCUUUGUGCAAUCUUUGACAUAUUUUCUGCUAUAGCAUUAGCCUCAAUAGGAACAGUGUUUUACGUUCACGUCCUCCAUCUUUCUUCCAGGCGCUGAGAGAUGCGCUGGUGAUGAAGUGUAAGUGUCACGGUGUGUCUGGCUCCUGCUCCAUACGGACCUGCUGGAGAGGCCUGCAGGACCUGAAGGACAUCGCCAUGGACCUGAAGACCAAGUACUUGUCAGCCACCAAGGUGGUGCACAGACCCAUGGGUACGCGCAAGCAGCUGGUCCCCAAGGACAUCGACAUCAGGCCCGUCAGAGAGAACGAGCUGGUCUACCUGCAGAGCUCUCCGGACUUCUGUGCCAAGAACGACAAGCUGGGU
This is a messenger RNA of Coregonus sp. 'balchen', 14514 nucleotides long. The record is from the annotation of a GenBank genome assembly. NCBI's taxonomy places the organism in Eukaryota, Metazoa, Chordata, Actinopteri, Salmoniformes, Salmonidae.